AUGAGCACGACCCAUAGUGCAUACAAGCCAGGCACUGCGCCGAUCAAGGCAGAAUUCCUCGUGCCGUCAUGGCCCGCACGCAGUGGCUCCCUGCAGGGGGAGAACGCAGCGACAGCCUCCGCCGAGUCUUGUGACACGUCAGUCGCUCAAGGCCAAGUCGAGACCGCGUCGUACCAGAUCGCGGACGGCGCCACCACAGAGAUGCCGAAGCAAGAUACAUCCACAGGCACACUGUCAGCCGAGGCUGAGCCGAAAAGGAAACGUGCGCGUGGCCAGAACAAAGGUCGGCAGUUUGCGCGCAUGGACGACGAUAUCGCGCUGUGUGCCAACCUGGCCAAGGGACGCGUGUGUGAGUUUGCAGAUACAUGCAAAUUUAGCCACGAUCUAUGUGCCUAUCUCACGCAUAAGCCUCGCGAUAUCCCGUUCAUCGCGCCACCCGCCGACAAGGAUCGCGUUCAGCAGAUGAACGAGAGCGAGCGCAGUGCAUACCUGGAUGCUCUCUAUGCCCAAGCCGUCGCCUCAGAGACACCUGGGCCUACCGAGGCAGCAUCAGAUCCCAUUCAGCACAGUCUACGUGACGAUACGCAGUGCCCGUACUUCCGAGAACGUGGGGCAUGCCCUAUCGGUUGGAAAUGCCGAUUUCUUGGUGCGCACGUACGCCGUGUGUCACCCUCGAAAGCUGUGGUGGGCGACGAGGCACAAGGUAUGCUUCAGACAGGACUGGAGUUGGUCGUCGACGAUGCACGGUAUGCAGCGUACCUCCAUCGCCCCUCCUUGUUUGCGCAUCGACAACAUGCCGACAACGACGAAGUGAACUGGCUUCCGCCUGGCGUAGCGCGGAGUCUGCGUACGAAGAAGUACGUCUACGAAAAGGCACCUGUGAUUGUCUCGACACUCCAGCAGGAAUCGCAGGCGCUGCAAGCCAUGCCGCCGAGUGAGGCCGCCUCCACCUCGUUGGGCAAAGGGCCUUUGCGUGUGAAUUAUGCGCUGGCGAAGACCGAAGCUGAACUCAGUGCGGCCCUGCCGCGUGACGCGUCUCCGGACACCCUGGAAGCGUACGAAGAUGCCCUGCGGAAUGCGCGAGAUGGCAGCGAUGCCGCAGCUGAUACCGCGCGUGUGCGUCCCUCAGAAAAGCGCCGGCUGCGCUGGCAUGGCGAUUUGUACUUGGCACCUUUGACGACGACAGGCAACCUCCCUUUCCGUCGCCUAUGUGCGUCGUUUGGCUCCGAUAUUCACUGUGGUGAGAUGGGCAUGGCUGAAGCUUUUACACAAGGCCACGCCUCGGAAUGGAGCUUGGUUCGUCGAUGGGAAGGCGAGCGGAUUUUUGGCACGCAGAUCUGCGGCGCGAAACCAGACUUUCUUGUGCCUGCCGCUGAAGUAUUGGCGCGCGAAGUCGGCGCGGGUCUUGACUUUGUCGACGUGAACUGUGGCUGCCCGAUCGAUCUGGUCUAUAACAAAGGCGCAGGCUCGGCCCUGCUGGAUCAUGUGAGUAAACUCGGUCGGAUUGUGCGUGGCAUGUCAGAAGCGCUAGGCGAGAUCCCUCUUACGAUUAAAUUGCGUACAGGCACCACAGCCAAGCUUACUACGCACAAAAUCUUUGCGCGUGCGCAGACGGAAUGGGGUGUGGGCGGCAUUACGCUGCAUGGCCGCUCGCGGAAGCAGCGGUACAAAAACGAUGCCAACUGGGACUACAUUCGUACUUGUGCAGACACACUGCGUGAGUCUGUGCGGACGUGGAACGAGGAGUCUCGGCAUGCUGACGAGCCGGAAAUGGCCCCCAUUCCGAUCUACGGCAAUGGCGAUGUGUACGGCUGGCGCGAUUACGAAGCACAUAUGACAGAAGCGCAUGUCGACGGGACUAUGAUUGCUCGUGGCGCACUUAUCAAGCCAUGGAUCUUUACCGAGAUCAAGGAGCGACGUGAUUGGGAUAUCAGCAGUCGUGAGCGUCUGGACAUGGUGCGGCAGUUUGCGUCGUAUGGCCUGACGCACUGGGGCGCAGAUACCCAGGGCAUCAAUACGACGCGCCGCUUCCUUUGUGAGAUGCUUUCAUUUACGCAUAGGUACGUCCCGCUUGGUGUGUUGGAGCAUGUGCCUGUACGUAUGAACGACCGUCCUCCGCCGUUCGAAGGCCGCGAUCCGUUGGAAACGUUGCUCAGCAGUCCGAGCGCUCAGGACUGGACACGUAUCGCCGAUAUGUUCCUCGGCCCUGCCCCAGACAAUUGGCGGUUUACACCGAAACACAAAUCCAACUCGUUCGACGACGCGUCCGAGUCGCAAGGGUAG
Messenger RNA from Malassezia pachydermatis, 2283 nucleotides. Its product is annotated as fmn-linked oxidoreductase. Gene Ontology annotation, molecular function: RNA binding; metal ion binding; flavin adenine dinucleotide binding. Gene Ontology annotation, biological process: tRNA processing. NCBI's taxonomy places the organism in Eukaryota, Fungi, Basidiomycota, Malasseziomycetes, Malasseziales, Malasseziaceae. The record is from RefSeq and is a predicted model, not a curated record. The transcript is spliced from 3 exons. Bases 1 to 2283 code for a protein of 760 amino acids.